AUGCCCUCUAUCCUCAAUCUCAAGUUCAAAGGAAACAAGUCUUUCGUCGCGUUCAGCAACCUUGCCGACACAGAGUCUCUCACCAAGACAUGGAAGGUCUGCACCAAGGUCGCUAGCUACCUGGAACAAGGCCAAAGGCUCGAGAACUUGAGCUGGAGGUUAUGGCAUCUCCAGAACCUCAUGGUCGACACCGACAACGCAAAGUCCAAGCGUGAAUUCAAGAAGCUUUCCAAGGUCAUGGGCGACAAGCUGGACAAGGAGAAAGGACGGAGUAUUGAGGAACUUGAGGCACCCGAUUUCAAACGCAAUCAUUCAACCGAAAUGAUCAAACAGCGAGCUAUCGAAAAAGAGCGCAACCGGGAGGCCUCGCAGAACGCCACCCCCGGCACCAUCAAGCGCAUGCAGUUCACCUUCAGCGUCGACCAGCCCGCCCCUGCAUCCAACGCCCCCGUCAAGAAGCCAGACACCAAGCCUUCGGCCGAGUUCGCCAAACGCACACGCGCCGCUGUCGCUGCAGCCGCCUCCGCCCCGGCUCGCGCCGCCCACAACGACCAGGACACAGUCAUGGCCGACGCCUCUGCCCAGGCGACUACCACCACCAUUGCCGCCCCCAGGCCAACCGCCGCCUCUGUCCGCCUCCCUAACCUCUUCAGCGACUCGUUCGGCCCCUCUGCACUCCUCUACGCCACGCCCACUUUGACGACCCCCAUGACCUACGGUGAAGGUUUCAUGCCCUCCGUACAUAACGAUCAAUUCAGCAUCUCCCGACCCACAAUCGAGCUCGCUCUCGACGAGUUCCUCUUCAACGACGAGCCUGCUGGCGAGCAGGGGUGGGCAUCCGCCUUCGCUGCCGCCACCAGCGCCAACCGCGCACAGGCCCUCGAAAAAGAAGCGCCUGCUGCUUCUACGGCCAACAACGCUACCUCUGCUUCUGCCGGCCAGCAGCAGGACGUGGUCAUGGCCUCCGCUUCCAACACCAACACCACCUCCAACGCCCUCGCCUCGACCUCGAACCUCGCUGCCAUCUCCAGCAACAACUACAUCACCCCCUCCAUUUCCAGCCUUAACCAGAACCAAACUAUGCACUCCAAGCGCGCCUCUGUCGCGUCGUCCGUCUCCACUGCCUCUACCGGUGGUGCUGCAGCGGACGACGAGAACGGCAGCCAGAUCAACAGCGACGAGGAAGAUUUCGACCAGCUCUCGCCCGCCCCGAGCACUGCGAAGCACUCGAUCUUCAAGGGCGUCCCGCCGCUCUCCGCCACCGUCAAAGAGGUUCUGCCCGAGACCAUCGCCCCCUCGCGUGUCACCGGGGUGCAGAACGUCUACGGCACCCGCUCAAGCACCCCCACCGCCCGCCCGGCGCUUACUCUCAGGACUCAGACCAUCUCGACGAGGUCCAGCGGACCCAGUGCGACUGCGACGAGCCUGAACCCAGCUGUCCUCCGCGGCGGGGUGGGCAACAGCGCUCCGGGCGGCGUCAAGGCUGAAUGCUCCAACUGCGGCGCGACCCACACGCCCCUCUGGCGUCGUGGCCUGAACGACGAGUUGAACUGCAACGCGUGCGGGCUGUACUGCAAGCUGCAUAAGCGACCACGCCCCAAGAGUAUGAGGAAUUCCCAUGGCGAGGGCCGCGCCCAGGCUGCUCCGCGUCAGGAAACGGUCGACGUCAUGGCCCGACCCUCGGUAGCGGCCCAAUGCUACAACUGUCACACGACAGCGACGCCCCUCUGGAGGAAAGAUGAUGAGGGCAAGACGGUUUGUAACGCUUGUGGCUUGUACUACAAGUUGCACGGUUCCGCCCGUCCCAUCUCGAUGAAGUCGGACGUCAUCCGCAAACGCUCGAGGCACGACGCGCGGCGGGGCGUCGGCGCCGGGCCCGAGGAUACUCCAUCGGCCAGCCCCGGCGUCAGCCGACGCACCUCGCCCGUGCGCGAGUCCUCCCCCACCCUUGCGCCCGACUCGACCACACAGAUGUCGUACGACUUUUCGGAGGACACCGAGUUCCGGGGGACCACCUCCAGCUCGUCCGAGCUCCUCGGCGCGCUCGGCGGCACCACCGCCGCCACCGACAACUCCCAGAACAGUCUCUACAACCCCUUCCAACUCGGCCAGUACCCCGGGCCGUACCACCCUGACUACCUCAUGCAGCUCUACAACCUUCCCUCCGAUGCGCUCCCUUUCGCCGGCGUCGACACCUCCAGCGGGAACGAGAUGGACCACCUUGGUGGGAUGGGCAGCCCGCGCUCGACGAAGCGCCGCAGGAUGAGCACCGAUUCGGCGAGCGAGCCGCCCUCGUCUGCGGUGUCGUACUCCUCGUACGGGGGCACGGAUGGUUAUAGUUCGGCCGCGAGCUCGACGACGAGCCACUCGAAGCGCUCGUCGAUGGACUCGUUCCCGUUCAGCACGUACAACACCAACGGGACGAUCAACCAGGGCCCUGCGCUGCGCGGGUCGGGGAAUACCUUCUGGCACCCGCCCAUGAUGCCCCAGGGCACGGGCGAGAACGAGGUGCUCUUCCACCCGCCCAUGCUGCCCCCCUCGUCUGGCUCGUCGGUGUCGGGUUCGGGGUCUGGCGGCUCGGGGUCGAGCAGCGGCAGCAACUCGGCGUCGGGCACGCCCAACAGCUCGGCGAACGCGUCGAGCACGGAUUUGAGCAGUGUUGGGAGCGGGCAGGGUGGGCAGGGGAACGGGGGGAAUGAGGACUCGCCGAUGGACUAUUUGCACCCGCCGAUGGCGCUCCAGGAUGAGGAGAGCUUGUUCUCGGCGUACCUUCACCCGCCGAUGGUGUUGCCCGAGGAGAAGCAUGGGCAGGGCCAUGAUGACGGACACCAGGGCAUGUAUGUUGACUUUGCUUACCCUUAA
Cyclocybe aegerita is the source of this 2862-nucleotide messenger RNA. Lineage: Eukaryota; Fungi; Basidiomycota; Agaricomycetes; Agaricales; Hemipholiotaceae. The record is from the annotation of a GenBank genome assembly.